Messenger RNA from Diatraea saccharalis (sugarcane borer), 1038 nucleotides. NCBI's taxonomy places the organism in Eukaryota, Metazoa, Arthropoda, Insecta, Lepidoptera, Crambidae. The record is from the annotation of a GenBank genome assembly.
UUGAAACUAGCAACACCAUGAGAAGGAAUGAAUGAGUGGAUGGAUGGCAUAUAAAUAAAAUUAUUAAAAAAAUAUUGAAUGAAUGUAUAAAAUAAAAACGAAAAGAAAAAUAAUUUCUUCUGUUAAAUUGUAAUAUUAACGCAAUAAUGGAUGAAUUUAAUAAUGUAGAACAAGAAAUAAAAAUAGAAUAUGAAGAUACUGAUGCUGGAGAUCCUUUAUUUAUCAGAAAAUGUGACAGACUUGAAAUAAACGAACAAAUAGACACCGAAAACAUAGUAACAAAUGCUGAAUCUGAAAAUAAUAAGGUUACUAUACAAAAUGCAAAUUGGUACAAACACAUUGAUGGUUUAGGAAAAUAUCACUGCAAAUUCUGUGACAUAGCAUAUUCCUCAAUCAAGAGCUUAAGAGCCCAUACAUGUAUUAAACAUCCAACUGAAGCAUUAAAUAUAAAAGCAGCAAUAUGCAAUAUCAAGAGAAGCAAAAAACUAUUGUGUUACAUUUGCAAAAAGGCCUUCAACAUAUUGAAAGACCUGGAACAUCACAUGAACGAUAUGCAUCCAUCAUUCAAAGAGGGAAAAUAUUGUCAUAUAUGCCAUUCAGUAUUUGAAUAUAAAUAUGUUUUAUCCGACCACAUGCUAUCUGUACACAACAUACAAUUGUCUAAAAUGCUUCUAUGCAGUACUUGUGGAUAUGUAACAAUAAAAUUAUCUCAUUAUAAACAACAUUUAAAUACCCAUUUUGGUCAGAACACCGAAAAGUGCAAAUAUUGUGAUUAUAAAACAAAUUAUUUGCCUAAUUUAAGCACUCAUGAGAAAAUCCAUAGUGAAAAUAAAUUAUACUUGUGUAACUUCACUGCUUGCUCAUAUAGAGCUAAGUCUAGUGCUGCAUUAAGAAGCCAUAAAUUAAAACAUUUUAAUGGGAAUAAGUUUCUUUACUGUGACAAAUGUAUUUACAGGACAGUGUAUAAACAAACACUACAAACUCAUAUGAAAACUCAUAAAGAAAUACUAUCAAAAGUCACAUGACUAUAAGAGAAAU